Messenger RNA from Filobasidium floriforme, 1250 nucleotides. RefSeq lists its product as uncharacterized. Bases 349 to 1113 code for a protein of 254 amino acids. The transcript has a single exon. The record is from RefSeq and is a predicted model, not a curated record. Lineage: Eukaryota; Fungi; Basidiomycota; Tremellomycetes; Filobasidiales; Filobasidiaceae.
GUGCUUUGAACGAUUACGGUGAGCAUUAUCACAUAGUCACAAAUUGAUAACUAGGCGACUCUCUGAUACUGAGACCUGAGCGUUCUCCUCUUUUUUCGGAUUGUUCCACGCUUGAACCCUAGCUCACCCUGUCGCAACGCCGCAACCGACCGGAUCCCGCUCACGAUUCGUCACUUCUUUCGCGCGCCCGAUCGUCGAUCUGAGCGUCGGAGCAUUUCUACCUUCAAUCCGCAAGGCCUGCAAAUCCAUGGCGAUGGCGAUGGGCGAAAGGUGAUAGACACAUCUCGUUAAUAAGAGUCGCUCAGUCAAGCCAUAUCCAGCCAGUUCGUUUCUUUUGAAAUUGACUUGAUGCCCCUCGCCUUGUCCUGCAUUCGACGUCGACGUACCGCAAUCACACUACUUCCUCCCUGCAUUAUGCCUCAUUCGGCUUCGAAAUCCACCAAGACCAACCCCAACAUCUCUUCGUCCACGACCACGCGACCCACUCCGUUCUACUGUCAUUCUUGCGGUCGGCAUACCUCCCACGCCGCCCGUCCUUCCGACCCGAACCCCAACCCGGAAAACGCAAAGAAACACUGCUCUCAACGCUGCAAGAACGAACCCAGGGCUUCGGCCGUGAUCGGGCUGGUAUGGCGGGAGAUGUUGAACGAGGGCAAGGGGAGCGGGAAGGAAGGGAGGGUCGUUCUUUGUAGUGACGUUCAGGGGAGGGUCUUCGACGAGACUACGGGGAGGCCGAGGACUCGGGAGGGUCCGCUGGCAGGAGGGUUGCCGGAGCUGGUCCCCAUUACGUCGAGAGAGAAUGAGAUAGAGUCUAUAUCGACAACAGCAUCGAUGUCGACAUCUCCACCGCCGUCCGCCCAAGCUCUAGGGAUGGCCAACGCAUUCAACCGCGAACUCGUCCGCCGUUCCGCCCGGCUGCUCGUGCACUUUGGUUUCCCGCAUCUAGCGGCCAAACGCUCGAGGAUGUUCCCGCUGGAAUGGGAGACCGAGGCGAUCGAGCUGUUGAAGAGCGAGACGAGGGAGGUCAAGGGCGUUGGAUGGGAUGGCAAGGUGAUCGAGGAUGUGACGCAUCAGAAGGGAGAGUGGGGGUUGAAGUGGAAGGCCUCGGUGUAGUUAGUUUGAUACUUUGUUUAACACGUCAUACCCGGGAAACAACCCCCUUUCCUUUUGUUGAUAAGUACCGGUGGGCCAAGUGAAACUCAUCAAUUCACCUGCCAAGACCGAUGGUUGUAAGCGAGGUAAUCACGGGG